AAAUCACUUAUCUUCCAAAGUUCUCUUAUUCUUCACAAUAUCACACUCUCUUAAUUAAUAGUUAAUAUCAUAGAAGAUUCCUGCUCGGAAACAAUCUAGACCAAGUUUUUUCGAGGGAUUCGUCGUGGUGUAAAGUCUCACCAACUUUUUAGUAUUUCCGAUACAAUCAUUGUUAUAUCAACUGGUUUCUUAGGGACACAACUGGAUAUGGAAAGCAUCAUGAGCUUGAAGAGAAAGGAGAAGAAAUCCCAAAGUAGAAGACUCGGGAAAUAUCUGAAAGAACAAAAGGGGAGGAUCUACAUCAUUAGAAGAUGUGUGAUGAUGCUCCUUUGUUCGCAUGAUUAAUUUAUUUAUUACGAUACACAUAUGUAUAUGUGUUUAUUUUGUCCGAUAUGUAAAUACAUAAUGUGUACUUUAUAAGAAACAAAAUACCAAAUCUUUAGAGUAC
Messenger RNA from Arabidopsis thaliana (thale cress), 448 nucleotides. It is a transcript of the gene RTFL19, whose product is annotated as ROTUNDIFOLIA like 19. Gene Ontology annotation, biological process: negative regulation of cell population proliferation. The record is from RefSeq and is marked reviewed. Bases 208 to 345 code for a protein of 45 amino acids. Gene Ontology annotation, cellular component: plasma membrane. Lineage: Eukaryota; Viridiplantae; Streptophyta; Magnoliopsida; Brassicales; Brassicaceae. The transcript has a single exon.